Schistosoma haematobium is the source of this 1641-nucleotide messenger RNA. RefSeq lists its product as uncharacterized. The transcript has 7 exons. NCBI's taxonomy places the organism in Eukaryota, Metazoa, Platyhelminthes, Trematoda, Strigeidida, Schistosomatidae. Gene Ontology annotation, molecular function: single-stranded DNA binding; single-stranded DNA 3'-5' DNA exonuclease activity. The record is from RefSeq and is a predicted model, not a curated record. Gene Ontology annotation, biological process: resolution of meiotic recombination intermediates. The coding region runs from base 1 to 1641 and encodes 546 amino acids.
AUGUAUAUACAUAAAAAACGACAACAGACAAACAUUCUUGAUGAAUACAAACUUAUUAAUAUAAGAAACAUUUCCGAAAAACACGUUAAAGUUAACCUUCUAGGUGUGAUUAUUCAGAAACAGUCCGUUAAACGAUGCACUACUAAUUUCUCGAGUUCGAAUAGUCAAGCUGUAUUAGGAUUCACUCUUAGAGACAGCACAUAUGAUUGGAUCAACGGAAGCUAUUGGGGUACAUUCUCGAGUGUUAAUUCGGUGGCAUCUCAAUUUAACAUUGGCGAUUGCGUGAUUGUGCUUAAUGCCAAACUAAAGUUCAAAGAAAGAAACUCUUAUGAAGAACGUUUUAUGGUUCAAACACCUUCAAAUUAUCAUCUGCUUUUGAGGGACAGGAGUGGAAGCAUUACACAAUAUGCACUUCCUGACAAGUUAUACAUAAGCCGCCUAAAAUCAUCUUUAGUAUGUUCAGCAGCUUAUCACAGACCUCUGCAUCAAGUAAUACAGGAAAUCUACUCCAAAAGAUUCUCAAACAACCAAAGCCACUUCAACUGGAAUAUAUAUAAUCCUUCUUUAGAGUUUACGUUCUUUGCAGUUGUUUCGGAAGUAAAGCACCCAAAAACUUUAUUAAUGUCUCAAAAGAAACUAAAGUGUGAAGGAGACGAGGAAUUAACAAUACAAAACGCGAGCACAACCAACAAAUCAAAGUCAAUUCAGUCGAUGGAAGCAGUUCAAACGGUACUACAGCUGUGUGAAGUCAUGCUUUUUGAUGAUUCAUGUAACUGUCUUCCGCUAAUCUUUUGGAAUGAAGAGUGGAUUCACAUUGCAUUAACAGCUUUUAUACCAUAUUCUACCGUUUUAUCGAUUGUAAACUGUCCAGUUCGUUACGAUCGCUACCGCAAAGGUGUGGUUGCCUCACCAAACUCAAAAACACUAAUCAUUAUCUCACCUGACUGUGCAGAGGCCAAUCGUUUAAGUCAACACUCCAAGCAUCGGACUCAAAGCAUAGAUAUUUUGGAAAGCGGCCACACUUCGUUCACUGUUGAGAAUGUAGAUGACAGACUAUUACAAUCUUUACCAAUGGGAUAUAAAACGGCUCAACCAGAGAUCUACAAAGUUCCUCUGACAAGUAUUCACAAUAUCUUAACUGUUCGAGACCUCAAAGAAGGAAAAGUUGUCGCUGGAUAUGCUUGUACAUUCGCCGUGUUUACGAAAAUCGAUUUGGACUGUGAAAAUUCACAAUACCUCAUAACACUGCAAUGCUCUAAUUGUCAUGGUCGUUUGAGGUCAUGUGAUCCGCCAGCAGACUAUGAUGUGACAGCACCUGGAAAAAAAUUUGACCCAAAUGUUAAAUGUAUGUUUGCAAUGUGCACCACUCCAGGUUGUCCGACAAGUGGACAAAGACUGUCUUGGUUUGAUAAACAACACGUAAAUAUGGAAUACGGUACAUUUGUUCAUCUAUCAGACCAUACAGGAACAUAUUCUAGAUGUCUUUUAGCCAGUAUUGCAAUGGAAAAACUUUUAGGAUGCAGUGUUGAAGAAUUUCUACAUUCACCAUUGGAAAAACGAAUUCGUUUGAAGUGGGAGUUCUGUCUAAGAAGAUUUAAGGUUGGUUUACUACUUUUUUAUGUGUUACAAUAUUUGGUUUGA